UUUUUUUUUGUUAACAUGUCUGAUACCAUCCCUCCUAUUGAACAAUUGAAUCGUGAAACACCUGAAAUCUUUAUUGAAGCUGUGAAUACAUUAUUUGAAACCGCCCCACCUUUGGCCAACCGUUUGUUAGCUGCACGACCCUACAAAUCCUAUCUUGAUCUCAUUGACCUUGCUGAAACUGUAUGUCUUGGUAAUGAAUUGAGUGAACAAGAUAAGCUUGAUGUCAUCAAUGCUCAUCCUCGUAUUGGUGAAAAUAAAACCAACUUGUCCGCUAUGUCAUUGAAAGAACAAGGAUACAAUAACCGUCAAACAUCUGAAUCUGAAGAAGAUCGUCAAAUCAAUGCCACACUUGCUGAAUUGAACAAGGAAUACGAAGCCAAGUAUGGAUUCAAGUUUGUCGUCUUUGUCGCUGGCCGCCCUCGAUCUCAAAUUAUUCCUAUUAUUCGUGAACGUAUUGCUUCCAACAACAAGGAACAAGAAAUGAAGACUGGUAUGACUGAUAUGAUGCUUAUUGCUAGGGAUAGAUUGAAGAAGGCCACUGGUGAAAGUAGAUUAUAGUUAGCCCCAUCUUUUUUUUUUUUACAUGAAUAAUAAAAAAUAUACCGUUGAAAACGAUUCAUUCUCCG
Messenger RNA from Halteromyces radiatus, 626 nucleotides. RefSeq names its product Oxo-4-hydroxy-4-carboxy-5-ureidoimidazoline decarboxylase. Bases 16 to 558 code for a protein of 180 amino acids. NCBI's taxonomy places the organism in Eukaryota, Fungi, Mucoromycota, Mucoromycetes, Mucorales, Cunninghamellaceae. The record is from RefSeq and is a predicted model, not a curated record. The transcript has 2 exons.